Syngnathus acus (greater pipefish) is the source of this 3119-nucleotide messenger RNA. Its product is annotated as metal transporter CNNM1-like. Gene Ontology annotation, molecular function: transmembrane transporter activity. The coding region runs from base 200 to 2830 and encodes 876 amino acids. Gene Ontology annotation, biological process: magnesium ion homeostasis; transport. The record is from RefSeq and is a predicted model, not a curated record. The transcript is spliced from 13 exons. Gene Ontology annotation, cellular component: plasma membrane. NCBI's taxonomy places the organism in Eukaryota, Metazoa, Chordata, Actinopteri, Syngnathiformes, Syngnathidae.
GGGAAGCUGAGCUGCUUGCUGCUGCUGAGCUGCUGCUGCUGCAGCAGUGGCUCUCACUUGGUUCUAUAAUUAGAAGCCGUGACGUCAGAGUGGGCGCGUCAGUGCAGCAUCGUCUCAGCGCAUGGACCGAAACACGCGACACCAGAGCUGAUCGAGGAGGGCGUCUCACCUCAUCAUCAUCAUCAUCAUCAUCAUCAUCAUGGCGAGCCUCCUUCUCCGCCUCUGCCUCCUCCUCAUCCUGCCCCGGUCGGGGCUCGCCCUGCUCGGCUUCCGUCCGGAGGAAACCGGCCCGGAGCUCUCCGUGCAGGACGGGGUACUGAAAGCCACCGAGGGGACGCGCUUCACGCUUCGGGUCUAUUACUCCAGACCCCCGCAGCACAAGCUCAACCGGACGCGGGCCACCAGCGCGGCCCCGUGGAUCGCCUUCAUCGAGGAGCCCGGAACCGAGGUGCCCCCCCCGCCGCCGCGCCCGGGUCCCCGUCCCCAUGCGCGCAACAUGUGCGCGGACAAGAGCGCGCGCACGUCCGACAUCGAGGUGCUGGGCUCGUUCAAGUCGACCUCCAGCCGCAACUCGGUCCUCGUCGAGCUGCUGGCCAAGGAGCUCCGGGACGGGGAGAGCAUCAAGUUCUACUCGAUGUGCGCCUUUGACGGGUCCAAGUGGGAGCACCACCGCACUCGGGACUUCUGGGUGGCAGUCGCCGAGCGCUCGGGGGAGGCGCCCGAGCUUUGGAUCCAGGUUUUGGUGUCGGUGCUUCUGCUGGCUCUGUCGGCGCUCUUCGGCGGCCUCAACCUCAGUCUACUUGCGCUGGACCCGGUGGAGCUGCAAGUUCUGCAGAACAGCGGCACCGACCGGGAACAGCGCUACGCCCGCAAGAUCGAGUCGGUGCGCCGUCACGGCAACUACGUGCUGUGCACGCUGCUGCUGGGCACGGCGCUGAUCAACGCCUCGCUGGCGGUGUGGACGUGCCGCAUCCUGGGCAUGACCUGGCUGUCGACGGCCACGUGCGCGCUGGGCAUCUUCCUGGUGGGCGAGAUCCUGCCGCACUCGGCGGCCUCGCGCCACGGCCUGGCCAUGGCGGCGCGCAGCAUCUGGCUGACGCGCCUGCUCAUGCUGCUCUCCUUCCCCGUGUCCUACCCGCUCAGCAAGCUACUGGAUCUCAUCCUGCACCAGGAGAUCUCCAACUUCUACACCAGGGAGAAGCUGCUGGAGAUGCUGCGCGUCACCGACCCCUACCACGACCUGCUCAAGGAGGAGCUGAACAUCAUCCAGGGGGCGCUGGAGCUGCGCAGCAAGACAGUGGAGGAGGUGCUGACCCCGCUGGGCGACUGCUUCAUGCUGGCCGCCGACACCCUGCUGGACUUCAACACCGUGACGGAGAUCAUGCGCAGCGGCUACACGCGCAUCCCCGUCUACCGCGAGGCGCGCGCCGACAUCGUGGACGUGCUCUUCGUCAAGGACCUGGCCUUCGUCGACCCCGACGACUGCACGCCGCUGCAGACCGUCACGCGCUUCUACCGCCGCCCGCUCCACUACGUCUUCAGCGACACCACGCUGGACGCCAUGCUGGAGGACUUCAAGAAAGGCAAAUCUCACAUGGCCAUCGUUCAGCGCGUGAACAACGAGGGCGAGGGCGACCCGUUCUACGAGGUCAUGGGCAUCGUCACGCUGGAGGACGUCAUCGAGGAGAUCAUCAAGUCGGAAAUUCUGGACGAGACCGACCUCUACACCGACAAUCGCAGCAAGCGUCGCGUUUCUCGCCACGAGAGGAAGCCGCAGGACUUCUCCAGCUUCAAAAUGGCCGACCACGAGCUGAAAGUCAACAUUUCCCCACAGCUCCUCCUGGCCACGCACCGCUUUCUGUCCACAGAGGUGGAUCCCUUCAAACCGCUUUACAUCUCUGAGAAGAUCUUGCUGAGGCUCAUCAAGCAUCCCAGCGUUGUCCAGGACCUCGAGUUAGACGACAAAGACAAACAGUCGCCCAAGAACUUCCUGUUCCAAAGAAACAAAGCGGCAGACUACUUUGUCCUGGUGCUGCAGGGUCGAGUGGAGGUGGAGUUUGGCAACGAGCGUCUCAAAUUUGAAAAUGGAGCCUUCUCGUAUUUUGGGGUUCCUGCCAUCGUGCCAGCGGACUCGAGGUCGCCGUGUCGCUCCGAGUCCGAGGGCCGGUCCAUGGGCCAGCUCAACGGGGGGGCCAACGUCUACGUGCCCGACUACUCUGUGAGACAGCUAACGCCCCUGCAGAUCGUCAAGAUCACCAGGAGCCGCUACCGCGAUGCGCUCGGCGCCUCCAAGAUGGACACCUCGCCGCAGACGCCCGAACCCCUCACGGCCGAGCCAGAGAUGGGGGCGGCGGCCGCGGCGGCGGCGGGCACCGCGCUGAUGCCGCCGCUCCGGGAGCCGGGUCGACACCCGGCCGCCGGUACGGGAGGACGCCAAGCCAAGUGUGGCCUCCAAGCCAAGUGUGGCCUCCAAGCCAAGUGUGGCCUCCCUCACAGCACCACUGUGCUCAAGCGCAGAAACGGCAUCGUCAGGAGCAAGUCCGACGGCCAAACGAGUCCCGGCGAUUCGGUCUUCCUGCGGAUGGACGAGAUCCCUUACGUCCGAGAUGCCGAUGUGGCCAGCAUUCCCACGGUAACAGACAAGUCUCCUUUCAUCAGCGGCGGUCAGUCGGUCAGCGCCUCCGAGGACACGCUGGGAAACAAACUCCGACUUAAACUCGGCCACAGGAAGAGACAAAAGUCACGAGAAGACGAUAAAACAGACGAGCCAGAAGACAAUUUGAUAACGAAACACCGUGAAACAGAACAGGAGGAGAGUUCUGAGGGCUAGCUUAGCAACUGGCUGACCGAGACGAUUUGGUUUCAUCUAACGAGCUCCUCCCUCCAGGGGGCGCUGCUGCAAUGGAAUCGAUCUGUUUUUCUGCGCUACCAAAGAUGUCGCCACAGCGCAGAAAGUCAACUUUGACUCUUGCUAUUGAAUGUUCUUUGCGUAUAUCGCACUUGACUUGGUGAAAUACAUUCUUUAGCACUUAAAGCAUUUUAGAGAGAUUUGAUACUUUUAUGCACUGUGCAUGCAAAUGAAAUGAAAACUUUCCUUCCCAAUGAGUCGCUCUUGCUGU